This is a messenger RNA of Mugil cephalus (flathead mullet), 4409 nucleotides long. RefSeq names its product glypican 6b (gene gpc6b). The transcript is spliced from 10 exons. Gene Ontology annotation, cellular component: plasma membrane; synapse; cell surface. Lineage: Eukaryota; Metazoa; Chordata; Actinopteri; Mugiliformes; Mugilidae. Bases 635 to 2326 code for a protein of 563 amino acids. Gene Ontology annotation, biological process: regulation of signal transduction; cell migration; regulation of protein localization to membrane. The record is from RefSeq and is a predicted model, not a curated record.
AGAGAUAUGUGCUGCGGCAGGUACAUUUUCACAAAAAGUUGCUGCUUUCAAAUGUUUUUUUUUCAUAUAUAUAUUUAUAUAUAUCCCAUGGCGCUUUCUUUUCUAAGCAUGAAUUAUUUAGUAUUUCCACCACGUCUCGGUGGGAGGUGUCGACCCGCAGCCCACCACUGAAAUGGAUGAGGCUGGAAUCCACUCCAUAUUUUGUGCCUGGCUCUUCCCCGCUGGUGCAUCUGAUCUGAGCACGGAGCGCUCCCCUCCACAGAGCAUUUCCACUUCAGCACAGCCACGAUGGGCUCCGUCUGCUAAGAGAAGUUGAGCCAACGCGCCGGGAAAAACGCACCGCCUGGAUUCAUGUGGCACCUCCAUGCGCACGGUCCUCUUUUCAGUGGCGCCGGGGGACUUUUUAAUAUUGUCAUAUAAACUCCCUUUCCCCCCCCUGUUUUUCUUGUUUGUUUUUGUUUUUUUUUCUUCUUCUUCUUUGGGAAUGUGUUGGUAGACAUUCAUAGUUGAGUUGCAACCACUAAACGUCCAGUCACUAAGUACCUGCGGAUCUGCUGCAGGGGAGUUUUGCCAGCGAGCGGGAUACUACACUGCAGAAAACCUUUAACAGUACGGAUCUUUACAGAAGUGAACAAUGCUCAGGCUAGAGACCAUCAUUUGCACUUUUUCCGUGCUGUCUGUUGCAGCAAGGGCAGACUUUAAAGCGCGGAACUGCAGCGAGGUGAGGGAGGCUUGCACCGCGAAGGGCUUCAGCUUCGCACAUGUUCCUCACCAGGAGAUCCCAGGUGAACAUCUUCGUGUAUGUCCUCAGGGAAAUACAUGUUGCACCCAGGAAAUGGAAGACAAAUUUGGCCAACAGAGUAAACAGGACUUUGAGAACCUGGUUGAUGAAAUGAGUUAUGAAUUGAGAAGCACCUUUGUUUCCAGGCAUAAAAGAUUUGAUGAAUUCUUCCUGGAGCUGCUGGACAACACAGAGAGGUCCCUGAACGAGAUGUUUGUGAGGACUUACGGCAAGCCCUACACGCAGAACUCAGAGGUCUUUGAGAACCUGUUUGCUGAGCUGAAGCGCUAUUACACAGGAGGGAACGUUAACCUGGAGGAGAUGCUUAAUGACUUUUGGUCACGGCUGCUGGAGCGCAUGUUCACGCUGCUCAACUCCCAGUAUGUCAUCACUGAGGACUAUCUGGAGUGUAUCAGUAAGUACACCGACCAGCUCAAGCCCUUUGGAGAUGUGCCCAGGAAGCUCAAGGCUCAGGUUACCCGCGCAUUCAUCGCUGCACGCACAUUCGUCCAGGGCCUCUCCGUUGGCCGGGAGGUGGCACAGAGAGUGUCAAAGGUGAGCAGCACUCCAGCGUGCAUGCGAGCGCUGACAAAGAUGCUGUAUUGCCCCUUCUGUCAGGCCAUGCCGGCAGUAAAACCCUGCAAGAAUUACUGCCUGAAUGUCAUGAAGGGCUGCCUGGCCAAUCAAGCCGAUCUGGAUCCGGAGUGGAACCAAUACAUUGAUGCCAUGCUGCUGGUCGCACAGAGGCUGGAGGGACCUUUCAACAUUGAAUCUGUCAUGGAGCCUAUUGAUGUCAAGAUUUCAGAGGCCAUCAUGUAUAUGCAAGACAACAGUGCCCAGGUCUCCUACAGGGUUUUUCAAGGCUGUGGCCAGCCAAAACCCGCAGGAAUCACUAGGUCUGCUCGUGGUGUUUCGGAUGUGUUCAACGCCCGCUUCAGGCCAUACAGUCCAGAGGAGCGGCCUACCACUGCAGCUGGCACAAGCCUGGAUAGACUGAGGAUUGUUUGGAAUGCGAUGCAACACAGUGUGGUUGACAUAAAGCAGAAACUGAAGCUGUCCAAGAAAUUUUGGUCCAACUUGCCCGAGGCGGUGUGUGUGGAGGAAAGAGUGACUGCUGGAAAUGCCAGUGAUGAGGAGUGCUGGAAUGGACACACCAAGGGCAGGUACUUCCCCGAAGUCCAAAAGGACGGCCUGACCAACCAGCUGAAUAACCCAGAGGUGGGUGUCGACAUCACGCGCCCAGACACCUUCAUCCGUCAGCAAAUCAUGGCUCUGAGGGUGAUGACCAACAAGCUGAAAAACGCCUACAACGGCAAUGAUAUCUACUUUCAAGACUCAAGUGAUGAAGGCAGUGGCUCAGGAAGUGGCAGCGGCUGCACUGAGGUCUGCCCCACAUACAUGGACAGCGCUCCCACUGAAACGCCAGUGGUGAGAGCUGACCGGAGCGGGCCUGUGGAUGAUUCUCCCCAGCUCCACGCACCCUCUGUAGCCCUGCCAACCAUGCUGGCCCUCUCAGCCCUGGCACUUCAACGGCAAUGGAGAUAAUGCCGGAGGAACAGGCUAAACAUGGACAGCAGGGUUUUUUUUUUUUUCUUUCUUUUUUUUUUGUUUUUUUUUGCCCCAAAGUUUUUGUAUCCAGGCAGAUUGGCCCUACAGUCAAGCAGACAGCAUUCAGGCUGCCAGCCUCGAGGCUAGAGGAGUCUGCUCCGAAAAAGAGAGCAGUCACAUGAUUUUUCCACUUUCCCAAAGAUCGUGCAGUGCCAUCCUUAGACUCAAUAUUUUAUGGCGUCGCUUCACCAUCUAACACUGAUGCCAGUCCAACAAACUCUGCUUCAGAGAUUAAAAACACAUAUAUUUCUUGCACAUAUGGCAGGUAGUACUGUAGGUCUCCAUGUGGAAAAGUAUAACACGCACUUUGAUUGUUUUGAUUAUUUUUUAAAUGCAAAAAAAAAGGAAAAAAAAAUGUUGUGUGUCAAAGAAUGUUGAGAAUGUGGUUAUUUGAUGCACCUGAAAGACGCACAGUGAGGUUAAUAAAUGUUUAAUAUUAUAUUUUAAAUCAAAGGAUAAGGAUCUAAAUGAAAGUCAGGAAAAUGCGAUAAUAGUUUAAUUCAAACCUCGUUCCACUGUCAUUAACUCAUGUGCCAAUUAAUGAAUUGUGAUGAGAAGCAACCAAAUAUUCAUUCAAAACCUUGUGUUGUCAUGUUUGUUUUCUUAGAUGUGAUGCAGCCACUGAACUGUGUUUAUUCAGCUUGUGUUUCUCAAUAAUUUCAACCGAGUCAUCUGGCGAGCGUGGGUACGCUAUAUAUGAUGUGUGGGUCAUAGAUCCACACGGCUAUUCGCCGAAACUGUUCAACAGUAGCCGAACUGACAUUUUAUAUACUCAUUUGCCUUGCGACAAAUUCAUUAUCUGAUAGUAUUCUAAUAUCGCGUUGAUUUCUCAGGCUUUGCUUCGGGAGCCUGGACAGAAUUAUUAUUGUGGAGAAGCUACUCACAUACAGAGAUGCCGCCGCUAAUACGCAUUGAUGCUAUCAUAGCGAUGAUGGUUCUGAAGUGUCCUGAAGUUGGGCGCGUGUGCUGGUGUAAAACCAAUUUAUACAGGCCAGAGAGGGCAAAAUGCCAUUCAGCACUAAUAAAUAACCAUUGAUUCAUGGUCUACAUGGAUGCUUAUACAAUGUGUUUCCAUGUAACCACUGUGCAGGAGUGCAAAGCCACUCCACAUGAUGAAUAGAUUCUGAAUUGUUUCUAUAGAAAUAGUCUGCCAGCCACACAAGGACAGCCACGCACAGUAGAAAAUUAAGAAUGUGUUCUGCAUUUUAUGUGUAAACAUACACACAUCAAUUCAGCUACUACUACUAUUACGUCUUGUGCUGCUGUAAUCUCAACAUUAAUUUACAGUAAUAUUUGUGCUGCACAAACAAAUAGGCAUGUUCGCUACUUCAGCGUAUGACGGAAUAAUCAAAACAGUCGUUUAAAUGAACGCUGUAAAACUAAAUUAGCAUUAAACAGUAUUUAAAAAAUAGAAAUUACAACAUUUUAAAAUGAUUAUUAGUAUAGCUCUAUAAUGUGCAGGAGUUAUUCGAAUAAGAAGCAGCAAAACAGCACACAGUGGUUACUGGAAAUGCAAAGAAAGGGUCCCUAAAUUUAUCUGGAAAGCUUGAAUGGUUAUGUCUGCAGCACAGACAGGUCUGAAGCCGACCACAGUCACCUGUGAAAUGAGAAUCUGUGGAGACCGGACAGGGCUGAACGCUUCAGUGAAGCUCCUCAGUAGAGCGUACUUACAGAGAAUGUGAGAGGCCUGGCACUGCUGAGGAGGGCGGACAAAACCAGCCUGUAUGUACAUCCACUGUUCUCUGAGAGCCCGUCAGGUCCAUAACCAGCAGGCCAGCUAAGCUUACAUCUUCACAGUAUUAGCCUGUGUUACGCCCCUUCGCAGUAUAUCCGUGAAUAUUUGUUGAGCUUUUCUUUAUUGCAUUUAAGUCUGCAUACUCAUCCACAUUGCGAAGACAAAAGUAUAUCGAGAAAAUACGUCAUUUAAAGUGAUUCUUUAUUAUUGAUCUCACAGGAUGCCCUUUUUAUGUUUUGUAUCAUUGAACUUUUAAUAUUUUUGCAAUAAAAUAUUGAAAACGGA